GAUGUGCUGUUUAUUAUUGGGCACUUCACGAAUCAGGCAACAGUGUUCGACAGCUCAGGUAAACAAUGUUGCUCGGUUUGACACCGAGCCGAAGGCUGCUGUCUGUCCGGCGGAGCCUCAUUCAGUGUCGCAGCGUUAGCUCAGAAAACACCGCCAGGAAGGCUGCUGUGGACAGGGUUCUCUCUGCAUUCAGGUCCAUUUGUGGCGAGGACUGCGUCUCUCUGGGCGAAGCCAUCCGAGAGCAACAUGGCAAAGAUGAAUCUGUACACAAAUGUCGGCCCCCAGAUGUGGUGGUGUUCCCACGCUGUGUGGAGGAGGUCAGCUCUCUAGCCAAAGUCUGCCACGACCACAACCUUCCUAUUAUCCCAUUUGGCACUGGGACUGGUUUGGAGGGAGGGGUUGGUGCUGUGAAGGGUGGCGUGUGCUUCAGUUUAAGGAACAUGGAACAGAUCCUGGACCUUCACCAAGAGGACUUUGAUGUGACCGUUGAGCCUGGUGUGACCCGGAAAACCCUUAAUGCCUACCUACGAGACACGGGCCUCUGGUUCCCUGUAGAUCCUGGAGCUGAUGCUUCCCUGUGUGGCAUGGCUGCCACUAGUGCUUCGGGGACCAAUGCUGUGCGUUAUGGGACAAUGAGAGAAAACGUCAUGAACCUAGAGGUGGUUUUGUCCAAUGGAACUGUUAUACAUACAGCUGGGAAAGGCAGACGUCCCAGGUAUAGUAUCAGCCAUCAAAUACACUCUGUAGCUUUGCCUGUUGUGAUUUUAUUGUCCUAUUAUUUCUUUUGCAGGAAAACCUCUGCAGGAUACAACUUGACUAACUUGUUUGUGGGCUCAGAGGGCACGUUGGGGAUUAUUACCAAGACUACGUUACGGCUGUAUGGCAUCCCAGAGUCCAUGGUGUCGGCUGUCUGCUCUUUUCCCUCAGUCCAGGCUGCUGUAGACAGCACCGUGCAGAUCCUACAGGCUGGAGUCCCCAUUGCACGUAUUGAGUUUCUGGAUGAUGUUAUGAUUGAUGCGUGCAACAAGUUCAGCUCCCUGUCCUACCCCGUCACCCCGACUCUGUUCCUGGAGUUCCAUGGGUCAGAACGCAGCCUGGAAGAACAAGUCGCCACAGCUGAGGAGAUUACACAGAGUAAUGAAGGGUCAGACUUUCAGUGGGCCCAAGAUGCUGAAACAAGGAACCGGCUGUGGAAAGCUCGCCGUGAUGCCUGGUAUGCUGCACAGGCACUUAGGCCGGGCUGCAAGGCUUACUCAACCGAUGUGUGCGUCCCUCUGUCGCGACUUCCUCAGAUUAUCGUGGAGACAAAGAAAGACCUGCUUGAGAGCAGGCUGACUGGUCCAAUUGCAGGUCAUGUUGGUGAUGGCAACUUCCACUGUCUGAUGGUCGUGGACCCAAAUGAUCCCGACGAGCUGCAUCGGGUCCACCUGUUCACAGAGAGGCUGGCCAGGCGAGCAUUAGCCAUGGACGGUACCUGCACUGGAGAGCAUGGAGUGGGUUUAGGAAAGAGAACGCUGCUUUGUGAAGAGGUGGGACCUCUGGCCAUCCAGGUCAUGCAGGGGCUCAAGGACAGUCUUGACCCAAAGAACUUGAUGAAUCCUGGGAAAGUCCUAAAAGGAGAGUUAUAAAUUGAACACUCUAUGCUGAGAUUAGAGCAUGACAGGAGAUUGGAGUGAAACUCUGUUUGGUUGUCGGUGUAGUUGUGCAUCAGAAAUACAAUUCAAUGAAAACAUAAAGGUUUAUUUCCAUCAUGCUUUCUGCUGAAUGCCAGGGCACCUGGAAAACAUAAUCUAGCCGCUAUUUUCAGUUUUAAUUACUUGAAAUUGUGUAAAUGUGACACAAAAUGAUUUUGUGUUUAACUUGAAUGUAUUAAUGUUACUGAAGACAUCCAGUUAAAGCCAUACCAGUGUAUGUAACAUACAUACAGCAUUGUAAUAAUUUACAUUAUUACAUUUGUGAAUUCUUCAUUUAAUUUCUUAAAGUGUUAAAAUGCUUUUAAGCAUUAAAUUUUGUCAAUUCUCACCAAAGCUUGAAGUUUUCACAAUAUGUUUGUGUUUGCCAAAUUGAAAUUUGUAUCUGCAUGUUUGCAUAUAGGAAACACAGAUGAACACAAAUCUUAUAAAAAAACAAAACAAAAAAAGAAAAUUAUUGAGGAAAGUAUUUUAAAACAAUAAGAGGUGUUGAUGUUUGAUUGAAAAAGCCAGUGGAAUGAUUCUUCGUUCAGUCAUUCAAUUCAAAAAGUGAAACUGAUUAGAAUCAGCUUUAUUGACCAAGACUGUGUUCACAAACAAGGAAUUUGAUUUUGGUUUUAAGCGCACACAGCAUACAGACAUAGUAUACAAGUAUACAGAGCGCAAAAAGAGUAUAAUUCAUUAUAUAGAUUCAUUACACACAGUGAUGUACUUCAAGCUGUUAUUUCUCUUAAUUUUGAUGAUUAUGGCUUAUAGCUAAUGAAAAGCCAGAAUGCAUCUCUCAAAGAAUGUGAAUAUAACAGCAAUAAAACAGAUUUUAACACAGAAA
Molecule: messenger RNA, 2520 nt
Organism: Girardinichthys multiradiatus
Lineage: Eukaryota; Metazoa; Chordata; Actinopteri; Cyprinodontiformes; Goodeidae
Gene: ldhd
Product: lactate dehydrogenase D
Exons: 10
Coding region: 66-1628 (520 amino acids)
Biological process (GO): lactate catabolic process
Cellular component (GO): mitochondrion
Molecular function (GO): D-lactate dehydrogenase (NAD+) activity; D-lactate dehydrogenase (cytochrome) activity; FAD binding
Source: RefSeq, a predicted model, not a curated record